AUGGCAUCAAUCGCCGGGUCGCUUCAGGCUGCGCUGCCCAAGCCAAAAUACACAGGCGAAGAUGAAGAACCCCCGGUACGAGCUCAACAACGCGGUGUGCGAAUUGUUGGUCCCGGACAACUUGACGAAACCCAGCUGGUCCUCAAGCGAUCUGGUCCUCCAGCAUACGGCCAGCGCUCAGGAUGGCGCCCUCGAUCGCAGGAGGACUUUGGCGAUGGAGGUGCUUUCCCCGAAAUUCCGAUCGCUCAGUAUCCGUUAGAGAUGGGAAAGAAAGGAGGAAAUUCUAGCAACGCGUUGGCUAUUCAGGUUGAUUCCGAAGGCAAGGUCAAAUACGACGCCAUCGCGCGACAAGGACACAGCGAAAAUCGUAUCGUUCACACUUCGUUCAAGGAAUUGAUCCCUCUUCGACAACGCGCCGACGCGGGCGAGAUCGAUCUUUCGCGACCCGAUAAGGAGUCUGUGGAGGCAACAACAGAGAGGACGAAGAACGCAUUAGCUGCAUUGGUCUCGGGAGCGGUCGCAGCUCAGAAACCGAAAAAUGUUAAUAUUGGGCAACGAAAAGAUGCUACAUUUGUCCGAUAUACACCGGCAAACCAGAUGGGCGACAACUCCAAGAAGCAGGACCGCAUCAUGAAAAUUGUCGAGCGCCAAAGAGAUCCCAUGGAACCACCCAAGUUCAAGCAUAAGAAGAUUCCUCGAGGACCACCUUCGCCGCCGCCACCAGUUAUGCACUCACCACCACGGAAGCUCACCGCUGAAGACCAAGAAAUGUGGAGGAUUCCUCCCCCAAUUUCGAACUGGAAGAACCCCAAGGGAUUCACAGUACCAUUGGAUAAACGUCUGGCUGCUGAUGGACGAGGCUUACAGGAUAUAGCCAUUAGCGACGGGCAUGCCCGAUUUGCCGAAGGUUUAAAGAUGGCCGAGCGUCAUGCUCGUGAUGAGGUUCAGAAACGUGCCAUGAUGCAACAGCGCCUGGCGGAGAAGGAAAAAUUACAAAAAGAGGAUACCCUUCGAGAAUUAGCCCAAAAGGCUCGAGCAGACCGGGCUGCUGCUGGUCGUGGGCGUCGAGAUUCUCGUGACUCUGGGGACUCGAGGGACUCGAGGUCACGAUCGCGAAGCUACAGUUACUCCGAGUCAGAUCGCUCUGACAGUGAAGAUGAAGAAGUCAGAGAGCGUGUUAAAGCGCGACAAGAGAAACAGAGGGAAGAAGAGCGAAAGCUACGACAAAACCGCAUGGGUGCUGAACGCCGAGCUCAAGUUAUGGCGCGUGAACAAGGAAGAGAUAUAUCUGAGAAGAUUGCUCUAGGCCUGGCCAAACCCACACAAUCAAAGGAGACGAUGUAUGACUCGAGACUUUUCAACCAAACAAGCGGAUUCGAUAGUGGUAUUAACGAGGAUAACCCUUACGACAAGCCUCUCUUCGCUGCCCAGGACGCCAUCAACAGUAUUUACCGGCCACGAGCGAAUGUGGAUGACGACGACGAUGGCGAGGCCGGUGACCGGGAAAUGGCCAAGAUCCAGAAGAGCAGUCGUUUUGGUGAAGCCCUUGGUAAGGGGACUUUCAAAGGUGCCGCAGACGCCGAGGUCAGUUUCCAUUUUUACAUAGCGCCAUCUAAAACUUUGCUAACAAGCUCAACACAGGCACGAGAAGGACCAGUUCAGUUCGAGAAGGAUGCUGGAGAUCCUUUCAACGUUGACAAGUUUCUAUCUGAGGUGGACCAGAAUUCAUCAUCUAAGCGAGGUUUUGGCUUGCAGGAUGAAGACAACAGACAAUCCAAACGACCAAGAGUCGAACCUGACGACGACGAGGAUUAA
Molecule: messenger RNA, 1815 nt
Organism: Fusarium tjaetaba
Lineage: Eukaryota; Fungi; Ascomycota; Sordariomycetes; Hypocreales; Nectriaceae
Exons: 1
Coding region: 1-1815 (604 amino acids)
Biological process (GO): mRNA splicing, via spliceosome
Cellular component (GO): spliceosomal complex
Source: RefSeq, a predicted model, not a curated record